This is a messenger RNA of Boeremia exigua, 2228 nucleotides long. RefSeq lists its product as uncharacterized. Gene Ontology annotation, cellular component: transcription factor TFIIIB complex. Lineage: Eukaryota; Fungi; Ascomycota; Dothideomycetes; Pleosporales; Didymellaceae. The record is from RefSeq and is a predicted model, not a curated record. The transcript has a single exon. Gene Ontology annotation, biological process: RNA polymerase III preinitiation complex assembly. Bases 64 to 2124 code for a protein of 686 amino acids. Gene Ontology annotation, molecular function: TFIIIC-class transcription factor complex binding.
UGGCCGCCCCACGCAUGUCGUGAAGAAGUGCACGCCGUGAAGAGCAGAAGCACGCCGCCCACCAUGGCCGAGGACGCCCCGACGCAGCCGGCGGACAAGGCGCAGCCCGCGACCUUCAGCUCGUUCAUCAACAAGAGCGCGUCGGGCAAGAAGUUUGCGCCCAAAGCCGCACGCCGGCGGCCGGGUGCGACGGGAGGUGCGCCGAAGACUGUGCCCGUGUCUGCCUCGAAUUCCACGCAAGAAACUGCCCCAGCGCCGGUAGCUGCCUCGAACACCACGCAAGAAACUGGCCCCGCGCCCGCACUGCCCACCGCCGCCGAGCCCGAAUCGUCGAAUGCCGAUCCAGCGCCCACGCCCGCGCCCGCGCCUCUACUGCCCACGCCCGCGCCCACCCAAGAACCUGCCGCCCAGACGCAAGACGCCCCCGCGCCAGCACCACACGUCGAAGAUGCCCCGCCAGCAAAGCAGCCGCCUCCCGCCGCAGACAGCCUCGAGCGCGGUAUCGAGCAUGGCCCCGACGACGACAUCGAGGCCGGGCGGUCGCCCAAGCGACGACGACUCGACUCGCCGCCCCGUCAGAGCACGCCGACCGUCCCAGUAGCCGUCAUGGUCCCGCCGACGCAAACCGCCGACUCGACACCGCAGCCACAGCCCACACCACAGUUGACGCAAGAUGAAGGAGCGACCACUUCCACUGGAGAGUCUGGCGAACCUGCUACCACACCGCCCACCGACGACACACCCGCACAGCCCAAGGGGAGGAGGCGGACCCUGCCGUGGACCGCCGUGAACCAGCCAGUGGACGGUGAAGCGGUCGAGCCGCCAGUGAAGAAGAAGCGCGCCCCUCGAGGGAAGAAGACGACUGGGACAGCGGGCGAGGAGGCCGACCAGCAGGAGAACGAAGACGGCAACGAGGAAGAGGCAGAGCCCACACAGACACGCGCGAGCGCCAGAUCAAGAGGCAAGCGGGCGGCAGACACCGCAGAACUCGGAGAAGACGGCCUCCCCCUGCCCAAGAAGCCGCGCAAACCGCGCAAGGAUAAGGGCAAGCAGCCGGCUGUCGACGACACCGAGGGCGACGCCGCCGCUCCACCCAAACGCAAGCCCCGCGCGCGCCAGAAGAAACCCACCCCUGACGGCGACGAAUCCACAGAACCCAAGCGCCGCGGCCGCCCCCCGCGCGAAGACACCCCCUCCGACGCCGAAGACCACACCAUCGACCCGGACGCCAUGCACAUGGACGACCUCGCAUCCCGCAACAUCCGCGUCGGCAAACUCUCGCGCCGCGAGCGCGAAAUGCGCAAAAUCGACUGGGACGCCGUCAAACAGCGCCGCCGCACCGAAGACGCGCGCCCCAUCUCCACCAAAGAAUCCCGCGCCGCCUCGGACCUCCUCCUCGCCGCAUCCCCACCGCCCGCCGCCCCAACCGGCCCCCGCUACCACCUCGUCGACGGCCGCAUCGAACUCGUCCACGACUCGGCCCUCAUCGACCGCGAGCGCGACGCCGACCGCGACCUCGCCCUGAUGCACGUCACCGAGGAAGACGACCUGACGACCCGCAUCACGGCGCGCAGCUUCAUGAAAGCGAACCGCCGGUUCCCCAACGACUUCGUGCUGCCCGGGCAGGGCAAGCGCUGGACCCCCGACGCCACGGAGCUGUUCUACCAGGGUCUCCGCUCCUUCGGCACCGAUUUCGGCAUGAUCGCGCACAUGUUCCCCGGCGUGCCGCGGCGCAGCAUUAAAACCAAGUUUACCCGCGAGGAGCGCGAGAACCCCGCGCUAGUCAAGGCCGCCCUGCGCGGCGAGAGCCAGCUCGCGUCCCACUGGUCUGCGUUCCUCGAAGCCAGCAACCUCGACGACGACGCGCUCGCCGAUGCAGACGCUAUCAAGAGCGAGCUGCAGGGCGAGGAGGCGCGGAUGCGCGCGCAGAUCGACGAGGCGCUCAGAGAGCGCGAGGAGCGCGAUAAGCAGCGGAAGCUGGCGGGCGUGGUGGACGAGGGCGAGGCGGAGAAAGGGGAGAAGGGCAGGAAGAAGAGGGGGAGGAAGGAGAAGGCGGUGGCGUUUGAGGAGGGCGUGGAGAUUGUGGGGGAGGUGGAUGAGGAUCCGAAUUGGGGGGUGGAGUAGGCGUGGCGAGGAGCUGCAGAGCAGGGAUCGUAGGAUGGAUGAGCAGUGGAGUAGCAAGACAGAAGUAGCAGCUGGUGUAGCAAAUGCAGAUACGAUACCCAUCA